This is a messenger RNA of Exserohilum turcica Et28A, 2181 nucleotides long. RefSeq names its product glycosyltransferase family 39 protein. The transcript has 7 exons. The record is from RefSeq and is a predicted model, not a curated record. Gene Ontology annotation, molecular function: dolichyl-phosphate-mannose-protein mannosyltransferase activity. Bases 1 to 2181 code for a protein of 726 amino acids. Lineage: Eukaryota; Fungi; Ascomycota; Dothideomycetes; Pleosporales; Pleosporaceae. Gene Ontology annotation, cellular component: endoplasmic reticulum; membrane. Gene Ontology annotation, biological process: protein O-linked glycosylation via mannose.
AUGUAUGGCGUUGACAUGAAAUGCCGAAGCAUCUCCUUUUUCGAUCCCCUUUUGAAGCAAUCCGUCUCGCAAACUCAACCUAGAAUUGCGCUCAAAUCUUCAAGUUCCUUCACCUACGACAAGGCGACUGGUUAUGCUUCAGAUGGCGUUUCUGACCACAACAUUCUCAACCUGCCAGGCUCUGAAUGGCAGGUUCUGGGAAUUUUGACUAUCAUUGCGUCAUUUGUACGUCUGUACCGAUUAUCCCAGCCCGAUAGUGUCGUUUUCGAUGAAGUCCACGUUGGGUUUUUUGCCUCUCAAUAUCUCAAGGGAGAAUUCUUCGUAGACGUGCAUCCUCCGUUGGCAAAGUUGCUCAUUACUAUGGCUGGACAGUUCAGCGGAUUCAAUGGUAAAUUCACAUUUGACUACAUUGGUCAAAAAUAUGAGGAUGGCGUACCAUAUAUCAUGAUGAGACUAGUACCUGCAGCUUGCGGGAUUCUUGCAGUCCCCGUCAUGUUUUUGACACUUAGAGCAGCAGGCUGCCAGGAUUUUACGGCUUGCUUGGGCGCUGGACUUGUCAUUUUUGACAAUGCCCUUACUGCACAGUCUCGUUUCAUUCUCUUGGACUCGCCCUUCAUUCUCGCCAUGGCUACCACUGCACUUAGUUGGGUCUGCUUCAUGAACCAACACGAACAAGGUACAAUCAGGUCUUUUACUCGUUCCUGGUGGUUUUGGCUACUUUCUACAGGUGUUAGUCUCGGCGCCACAAUUAGCAUGAAGUGGGUUGGACUGUUUACUAUGUGUUGGGUUGGCAGCUUAGCCCUUGUUCAGCUUUGGGUCCUUAUCGGGAGCCCUGAUGACAUAAGCUUGCACCUAUGGUUCAAGCAUUUCGCCGCUCGACUAUUAUGCCUCCUUGUCAUACCUUUGUGCCUUUAUAUUUCCAUAUUCAACCUGCACUUCGGGUACUUCACCAGUCCGGGUGAGAGUACCACGUUCAUGUCCCCAGAGUUUCAAGCUACUCUUAACAUCAAGAGACCGGAUACACCUGCCAAUAUUGUCUAUGGAAGCCAUGUAUCCAUCCGUCACUGGAACACAUAUGGCUACCUCCACUCGCACAACCACCUUUACGUCAACGGUAGUAAGCAGCAACAAGUCACGGCAUUUCCUGAAAAGGACCCGAACAAUAUCUGGAUUAUUGAAAACCAAACUACAAUAAUUUCCUUUGGAAACAUUAGCUAUCUUCAUUCGCCCAACGUGGGUCCUACUUAUAUCGAAGAUGGUGCGGUGAUCCGAUUAAGCCAUAUGAGUACAAAUUACUACCUACACGCGCAGGAUAUCACCGCACCUGUUACAGAAGAGAAUGAUGAAGUUUCCGCCUAUCGCCAGGAGGGGUUUGAGGGAAAUAACAAUGAUCUCUUCCGAGUAGAGAUUGACAAGACUCAUUCUGAAAGCAUCGACGCCCAGGCGCGUUUGAGGGCAAUCCAAUCGAAGUUCAGGCUUGUCCACCUUGGGAGUGGCUGUCUACUACACUCACACAAAGUCAAUCUUCCAAAUUGGGGAUUUAAUCAACAGGAGGUUUCCUGCGCUCAUGACAACGCUUCGACAGAAACUAUUUGGUACCGGAAAAAGAAUUUUUUCGAGAAAACUUGGGAGUUGCAUAAGGUCAUGUGGCAGCACAACGCAGCCCUGAUCCGGCCACAUCCAUGGGCUUCUCGUCCUUCUUCUUGGCCAAUCCUUGGAAGUGGCAUGAGUUUCUGGGUUCAUCACAAUCGCCAAGUCUACCUUAUCGGGAAUCCCGUCAUUUGGUGGUCAUCUACCGCCGCCAUUGCACUCUAUCUAGUUAUCCAUGGCGUAGCAGUCUUGAGUUGGCAUCGCGGAUUCUUCACCUUUGAUACAACUUUCAAGCGACUUGGUUACGAGAUUGGUAUGACUAUUUUAGGAUGGGCAUUUCAUUAUUUUCCCUUCUAUCUUAUGGCUCGUUGCUUGUUUAUACAUCAUUAUCUUCUAGCGUUGUACUUUGCUAUCAUGUCACUGUGCCAAAUGUACGACUUUGCGGUCUAUCGCUUGAAUAUUUUUGGUGCUAAGCGGCCUCUAACAUAUGGGAAUGUAUGGACUUCGGAUCUUUGCAACCGUUUCCAGCUCGUUAGAGGAUGGAAUAUUGAUUGCGAUAAGUUUGACUUGCCUGAGUUAUCUAUUGAGUAG